Molecule: messenger RNA, 681 nt
Organism: Melampsora larici-populina 98AG31
Lineage: Eukaryota; Fungi; Basidiomycota; Pucciniomycetes; Pucciniales; Melampsoraceae
Exons: 2
Coding region: 1-681 (226 amino acids)
Source: RefSeq, a predicted model, not a curated record
AUGGCUUUCCAGCUUCAACUUUCCAAUGUGGUGUUAAAAAAUUUAUUUACUGGAGGUCUUCGUCCAGAUGUUAAGGAUCGAGCGCUUAAACAUCCUGAUUGGUUUAAGUGUAAGACUGUGGAGGAAAGGCAAGCGGUGGCAAAAAUGGCUUCAGAACAAAUAAUGCAUGUGGUUGCGAAUAGUUCAUCUUUGCCAGUUCAACGUUCCUUUUCAUCUCCGCCUAUUGUCCCGAUUCCCCGUGAUCCAAACGCUAUGGAAGUCGACGUUAACGCUAUCAAUGCUCGCCCAACUUUUCCGCCCUUGCCGAAUGGAAUUUCGUUUCAAUUUUUUGUCAAAUUCUGUCAUGCACGAAAGAUGUGCCAUAAAUGUUUAAAGCUGUAUGACUCUACUCAUCGAACUCCGGAUGGUAAGAGUUUGUGUCCUAACGCUCCUCCGAAGACGACUCAAGAAAUCGAAACUUUUAUGAACUUUCAUCAAUCUCGAGGACCUUCUUCAGUUUCAGCUGUGUCAGAUUUACCUCAACAUAUGCAACGUGCAAAUAAUCAUCGUCAACCUCAUGUUUCAGCUCCUCCUAGAUCUUUUCAAGAUGUGUCUGCUGGCUUUGCUCAAGUCCCGUACAAGGUCCAGUGCCUCUCCAACAUCCUGGGUUUCCGCAAGCGAUGGGUGUUCCAGCAGCGGUAG